Molecule: messenger RNA, 6006 nt
Organism: Choloepus didactylus (southern two-toed sloth)
Lineage: Eukaryota; Metazoa; Chordata; Mammalia; Pilosa; Megalonychidae
Gene: SIGLEC1
Product: sialic acid binding Ig like lectin 1
Exons: 21
Coding region: 11-5263 (1750 amino acids)
Source: RefSeq, a predicted model, not a curated record
AGAACUUGCUAUGGGCCUCCUGCUCCAGCUUCUCCUCCUGGCCUCAUUCUUCCCACCAGGCCAGACCUCGUGGGGUGUCUCCACUCCCCAGAACGUGCAAGGCGUGAAGGGGUCCUGUCUGUCCAUCCCCUGCGUCUUCAGCUUCCCUGCUGACGUGGAGGUGCCUAACGGCAUCACAGCCAUCUGGUACUACGACCACUCGGGCAACCGGAAGAUGGUGAUCCACUCGAGAGACCCCACGCUGGUGGAGGCCCGCUUCCAUGGCCGUGCCCAGCUGGUGGGGGACCCCGAGCACAAAGUGUGUAGCCUGAUGCUGGAGGACCUGCAGCCCGAGGACUCGGGCCCCUACAACUUCCGCUUCGAGAUCAAUGAGGUCAACCGUUGGACAGGUGUUAAAGGCACCACGGUCACUGUGACAGAGAAGCCCACCACGCCCACCAUUGCCUCCCCGGCGUUGCUGCUGGAGGGCACGCAGGUGGAUUUCAACUGCUCCACACCCUACGCCUGCCUAAAGGAUCCCAUCACCCUGCGGUGGCACGGCCAGGACCCCACCCGCUCCAUCACCUCCACCCUCCAGAAGCUCGAGCCCACCGGCAUCACCCACCUAGUGACCCUCCACACGACCCUGUCCUGGCAGGACCACGGCCAGACCCUGCGCUGCCAGCUCUCGGUGGCCGGCCGCACCAUCCAGAGCGAGAUUCGCCUCGAAGUGCAGCAUGCCCCUCGGGGCGUGGAGGUCCUCCUCAGUCCCUCGGGGCGGAACAUCCUCCCUGGCGAUCCGGUCACACUCACCUGCCGGGUGAACAGCAGCCACCCCACAGUCAGUUCUGUGCAGUGGGUCAAGGAUGGGACCCCCCUCAAAGCCAACAGUCAGAUGCUGCAGUUGGCCCAGACAGCCUGGGGUGAUGCCGGCGUCUACACCUGCCAAGCCAAGAAUGCUGUGGGUUCUAUGACCUCGCCGCCCCUCAGCCUCCACAUCUUCAUGGCUGAGGUCCAGGUGAGCCCAGCUGGCCCCUUCCUGGAGAACCAGACGGUGACGCUGACCUGCAACACGCCCAUCGAGGCCCCCAGCGACAUCCGCUACAGCUGGUACAGGAACCAUGGCCUGCUGGAAGCCGCCCGCUCCCACACGCUCCUGCUGCGCCCGGCCACCAGGGCGGACACCGGCUUCUACUCCUGCGAGGUGCAGAACGCCCAGGGCCACACACGCUCCAGCCCGGUCAGCGUGGUGGUCAGCUACCCGCCCCAGGCCCCGUACCUGACCGCCUUCCUUGAGACGCAGGCGGGUCUGGUGGGCAUCCUCCACUGCUCCGUGGUCAGCGAGCCCGUGGCCACUCUGGUGCUGUCACAUGGGGACCUCAUCCUGGCUUCCACCUCCGGAGAGGGUGACCACAGCCCACGCUUCAGCAUCUCGUCUGCUCCCAACUCCCUGCGCCUGGAGAUUCGAGACCUGGAGGCAGCGGACAGUGGGGAAUACACGUGCUUGGCUUCCAACUCCCUCGGAAACGCGUCCUCCACCCUGGACUUCCAUGCCAGCGCCGCCCGCCUCCUCAUCAGCCCAGCCGCAGAGGUGGCAGAAGGGCAGGCUGUGACACUGAGCUGCAGGAGCCUCCUGAGUCCGACGCCUGCCAUGCGCUUCUCCUGGUACCGGAAUGGAGCCCUGCUUCUUGAGGGGCCCAGCAGCAGCCUCGUUCUCCCGGCAGCCUCCAGCACCGACGCCGGCUCAUAUCACUGUCGGGCCCAGGAUGACCAAGGCGCCAGUGGCCCCUCCUCGCCAGCCGUCCUCACUGUGCUCUAUGCCCCCCGCCAGCCCACGUUCACUGCCCGGCUGGACCCUGAUGCUGCCCAAGCCGGGGCUGGACGGCGAGGCCUCCUCCUGUGCCGUGUGGACAGUGACCCUCCGGCCCAGCUGCGGCUGCUCCACGGGGGCCGCGUUGUGGCCUCUUCCCUCCCCUCGGGGAGUGGCUGCUGCACCUGUGGGGGCUGUUCCCAGCGCACGAAGGUCACCAAAGCCCCCAACUUGCUGCGCGUGGAGAUUCAUGACCCGAAGCUUGAAGACGAGGGCGAGUAUCUGUGUGAGGCCAGCAACACCCUGGGCAGCGCCUCGGUCUCCACCAACUUCGAUGCCCAGGCCACUGUCCUGGUCAUCGCGCCGUCCAACACGCUGCGGGAGGGCGCGGAAGCCAACCUGACGUGCAACGUGAGCCGGGAAGCCAGCGGCCCUGCCAACUUCUCCUGGUUCCGGGACGGGACGCUGUGGGCCCAGGGCCCUCUGGAGACUGUGACCCUGCUGCCCGUGGCCAGAACCGAUGCUGCCCUCCAUGCCUGCCGCAUCCUCACUGAGGCUGGUGCCCAGCUCUCCACCCCCGUGCUGCUGAGUGUGCUCUAUCCGCCGGAAUCUCCAAAGCUGUCAGCCCUCCUGGACGUGGACCAGGGCCACAUGGCCUUGUUUGUCUGCUCUGUGGAUAGUCGCCCCCCGGCUCAGCUGGCACUGUUCCACGGGGCGCGCCUUCUGGCCACCAGCCCAGGACCCCAGCUCCCGUCUCGUGGUCGGCUCCGGGCCAAGGCAUCCGCCAACUCCCUGCAGCUGGAGGUCCGAGAGCUGGGCCUUGGGGACUCCGGCAGCUACCGCUGUGAGGCCACCAACAUUCUUGGAUCAGCCAACACCUCGCUGUUCUUUCAGGUCCGAGGAGCUUGGGUCCAGGUGUCUCCAUCACCCGAGCUUCAGGAGGGCCAGGCCGUGGUUCUGAGCUGCCAGGUACCCGCAGGAAUCCCUGAGGGGACCUCAUACCGCUGGUACCGGGAUGGCCAGCCCCUCCAGGAGUCGACCUCGGCCAUGCUCCAUUUUGCAGCCAUUGCUUCGAGCCAAGCUGGAGCUUACCAUUGUCAGGCCCAGGCCCCAGGCUCGGCCACCACGGGCCUGGCUGCCCCCAUCAGCCUCCACGUGUCCUAUGCCCCUCGCCAGGCCACACUCACCACCCUGAUGGACACAGGCCCCGGGCGACUGGGCCUCCUCCUGUGCCACGUGGACAGCGACCCUCCGGCCCAGCUGCAGCUGCUCCACGGGGAUCGCCUUGUGGCCACCACCGCACAGGGCCGGGGGAAAGCUGCUGGCAGCUCUCUCCGGCUGCGGGUGGCUGUGGCCCCCAACACGCUGCGCCUGGAGAUCCACAACGCCGUGCUGGAGGAUGAGGGCGUCUACACCUGCGAGGCCACAAACGCCCUGGGCCGGGCCUCGGCCUCGGCCACCUUUGACGCUCAGGCCAUCAGCGUGCAGGUGUGGCCCCAGGCUGCCGUGCAGGAGGGGCAGCCGGUGAACCUGACCUGUGUCGUAUGGAGCAACCGCCUGGCCCAGCUCACCUACACGUGGUACCAGGAUGGGCAGCAGCGCCUGGGUGCCCGCUCCAUCCCCCUGGCCAACAUUGCAGUCACGGAUGCUGCCUCCUACCGCUGUGGCGUGGGGACCCCCGGCCAAGCAGCCCACCUCUCCAGACCUGUCACCCUGGAUGUCCACCAUGCACCCCGCAACCUGCGCCUGACCUACCUCCUGGAGAGCCGUGGUGGGCGGCUGGCCCUGGUGCUGUGCACUGUGGACAGCCGCCCACCUGCCCAGCUGGUCCUCAGCCGUGCCAGCCGCCUCCUGGCCUCCUCGACCACCACCUCCGUCCCCAAUACCCUGCGCCUGGAGCUGUGGGAGCCGCAGCCCAGCGACGAGGGUCUCUACAGCUGCUCUGCCCACAGCCCCCUGGGCCAGGCCAACACAUCCCUGGAGCUGCGGCUGGAGGGGGUGCGGGUGACCCUGGCUCCAUCGGCUGCCGUGCCCGAGGGGGCCCCCUUCACGGUGACCUGCGAGGACCCCACUGCCCGCCCACCCACCCUCUUUGCCUGGUACCACAAUGGCCAUUGGCUGCAGGAGGGACCAGCCACCUCCCUCUCAUUCCUGGGGGCCGCGCGGGCUCACGCGGGCGCCUACUCCUGCCAAGUCCAGGAUGCCCAAGGCACACGCAGCUCCCGGCCUGCCGCCCUGCAAGUCCUCUAUGCCCCCCGCAACGUGGCACUGUCCUCCUUUCGGGACUCACGGGCCAGCUCUGUGACCAUCCUGCAGUGCACCGUGGACAGCGAGCCGCCAGCCGAGCUGGCCCUGUCCUGUGACGGCAAGCUGCUGGCCACCAGCCAUGGCAUACACGGCUCGGCAUCAGGGCCAGGCCACGUCCACGUGGCCCGCAACACCCUGCAGCUACAGGUGCAAGACGUGCCCACAGGUGACCAGGACACCUACACCUGCACGGCCCACAACUCACUGGGCUCCGUCAGCACCACGGGGCGGCUGCAGAUAGAAGGCAUGCGCGUGGCGGCUGAGCCGGGUCUGGACGUGCCCGAGGGCGCAGCCCUGAACCUGAGCUGCCUCCUCCCUGGAGGCCACGGGCCCAGGGGCAACACCACCUUCUCCUGGUUCUGGAAUGGCCGUCACCUCCACAGGCAGCCCGUGCCCACACUCACCUUCGCCCACGUGGCCCGUGCCCAGGCUGGGUUGUACCACUGCCGUGCCGAGCUCCCUGCCGGGGCCGCCGUCUCCGUUCCGGUCGUGCUCCGCGUGCUCUAUCCCCCGAAGACGCCCACCAUGACGGUCUUCGUGGAGCCCGAGCGCGGCCUGCAGGGCAUCCUGGACUGCCAGGUGGACAGUGAGCCGCAUGCCAGCCUGACCCUCCACCUCGGCACUCGACUGGUGGCCUCCAGCCAGCCCCGGGACACCCCGGCCGAGCCACACAUCCACGUCUGGGCCUCCCCGAAUGUCCUGCGGGUGGACAUAGAGAAGCUGGAGCCCAGUGACGAGGGGGACUACGUGUGCGCAGCCUCUAACACUCUGGGCUCUGCCUCUGCGUCCACCUACAUUGGGACCAGAGUCCUGUCCAGCCUGCGUCUGUCCCAGCAGCUCCUCUGGGUCCUGGGGCUGCUGGAGGUCCUCCUGCUGCUGCUGCUGGGCCUGGGGGCCUGCUACGCCUGGAGAAGGAAGCUUUCUUGUAUACCAAGAGUGGGCAAGAGUUCAGUGGAGAUGGCUUUGCAGAAGGAAACCACACAGCUCAUUGAUCCGGAUGCAGCCGUACUUGGACCUUGUACUGUGUCCUGCACUGAGCUGACCUGUGGCACUGCCUGCCCUCAGGAGGACGCCAGGAUCUGUGAAGACUUGGGCCCUGAGAACGAGGCAACGUUGGGUCCUGGCCUUAUGUAUGAAAACAGCUCUGUGACAUCUGACUCCCUAUGACCUGGUUCCAAGCCCCUCGCCACCAAGAGAAAUGGGCAGUGAGAGGUGGGUGUGAACCCCAAUCUACUGGGAGAGUGUUGGCUCUGGGGGACUCUGCAAAGAAACAAGUUCAUCGUCUUGUGCACUUCUCCUCGUUCUUCCCCUUGGCUCCGGAUAUCACCGCCUCCCUUAUUCUCUCCUCUAGUGCCCUGUCCCUUCACAUCCAACUUCUCAAAGCCCACCCUGGACUUUUCAGAUGGAUUUGAAGUGCUUCCUAUAUCCUUAGCAGCUGGUAAUGGACUGUAUUAGAAUACAAAUUAGGCAGCUCUAACAACAGAUUGAAAAUGGUGACUUCAACAUGAUAGAAUUUUAUUUUUCUCUCCCAUACUAGCCUGGGUUUGUGAUGCUGGUUCACGGUGCUGGGGCUCUGGAUCCUUCUGUCUUAUUUUCCUUCAUCCCUAAUGUGCUGCCUUUGAUUGUGAGGUUCAUGAUGGCCCCAUUGUGUCCACAUUCCCAUCAGGGAAUCCUGAAUUUUAUGCAUGAGUUUUCUGUAAACCCACAACUUCUCUAAUUAAAAAAACACACAAAAACCUAGGUUGAUCUCAGUUAUAAGUGCAGGUGUAAAAAUCCCAAAUAAAAUUAUUAAGGGAAAAGGAUCUAGCGGUGUUUUAAUAGAUAACAUUUUAUGAUCAUAUAAUUAACCUAGGGAUGCAAGGAUUGUAUGAUUUUUUUUAAUAUUAAUAAAUUUACAUUAACAGAUUAAA